Molecule: messenger RNA, 3326 nt
Organism: Panicum virgatum (switchgrass)
Lineage: Eukaryota; Viridiplantae; Streptophyta; Magnoliopsida; Poales; Poaceae
Product: probable CCR4-associated factor 1 homolog 7
Exons: 2
Coding region: 186-1025 (279 amino acids)
Cellular component (GO): CCR4-NOT complex; CCR4-NOT core complex; P-body
Molecular function (GO): nucleic acid binding; poly(A)-specific ribonuclease activity
Source: RefSeq, a predicted model, not a curated record
GAGCCCCCACCCCUCGCCGCUGACCCGUGGGCUCCCCUCCCCCCUCCUCCGUCCUCCACCUCCCGCCCCCGCCCCCGCUCCCGCUGCCGCUCCACCACGCGAACCCUAGCUGUUGUUGCCGAAAGAGCUCCGGCGACCGAAGAGGAGAGGAGAAUAAAGCUCGAAUCUUGGAUGCGCCCGAGCCGAUGGCGACGCCCGCUGCAGAGAAGCCCGACGAUGUGGAGAUCCGCGAGGUCUGGGCGGACAACCUUGAGGCCGAGUUCGCCGUGAUCCGCGACAUCGUCGACGACUACCCCUACGUCGCCAUGGACACGGAGUUCCCCGGCGUGGUGUGCCGCCCGCUCGGCACCUACAAAUCCGCCGCCGAGUUCAACUACGCCACCCUCAAGGCCAACGUCGACAUGCUCAAGCUUAUUCAGCUCGGGCUCACCUUCUCCGACGAGCAUGGAGGGCUGCCGGCGCUCGGCCCAGGCGGCCGACCCUGCGUCUGGCAGUUCAACUUCCGAGGGUUCGACCCCCGGACCGACGUCGCCGCCGCGGACUCCAUCGAUCUGCUCCGCCGCAGUGGGAUCGACUUCGCCCGCCACGGUGCGGAUGGAGCCGACGCUCGACGCUUCGCGGAGCUGCUUAUGUCCUCCGGCGUCGUGAUGAAUUCCGAUGUGCGUUGGGUAACCUUUCACAGCGGCUACGACUUCGGCUACUUGCUCAAGUUGCUCACCGGCACAAACCUGCCUGACACGAUGUCGGGAUUCUUCAAUCUCAUCAAGAUCUACUUCCCUGUGAUCUACGACAUCAAACACCUCAUGAGAUUCUGCAAUAGCCUCCAUGGCGGGCUGAACAAGCUUGCUGAGCUGCUCGACGUCGCCCGGGUUGGAAUCUGCCACCAGGCAGGGUCCGACUCGCUUCUGACUGCACUUUCCUUUAAGAAGCUCAAGGAGGCAUACUUUAACGGGUUAACCGAGAAAUAUGCUGGUGUGUUGUAUGGGCUUGGCUUUGAGGGUGGGGAGACCACCUCAGCUCACUGAGUAAUGGAUAGUUAAAUAAAAGAUGAACUAUUUAUGGGAAUGGAAAAAUCUGUUUGGUUACUCUGUCUGAUGAAGUGAUGAUUUCCUUUUGCUUGCCCUGGAUAGGUAUGGCUUUUCACUCAAUUGUGAUUUCGGCACCAAACUACCUUCAGCUGGGCUGCUAAGGUGGUUUGUACUGUAUGAUUUAGCUUUGUGGUUUGAGGGAAUGUGCUGUUGACUGCUCUGUGAGGUUUAUAAUGCCACAGUAAUCACCAAUUCAGCAACUGAAGACUCAACACUAUCAACGUCUACAAUGUUAUGGUAAUCAAUUACACCAAGUCAUCAUCUGCAGUGUCAAACAUUGUUCAGUAGCUCUGUUCUUAAGGCGUCACCUAGGUGACGCCUAGGCGACAAGGCGCGAUUGGCAACCUGGGCGUCUGCUUCGCCUUGGCCGACUGCGUAUGGCGUCCACCUUGCGCCGAAGGCGUCGUCUAGGCGUCCAUAGGCAUCGCCUGGGCGUCCAAUUGGAUGAGGCGGGCGCCAUACGUGAGGCCCCAGGCGGGAAAGAGGGGAGGCGAGCGGGAACAGACCGAGCGGCGGGAAAUCGAGUGGGAAAUAGAGGCCGGCCACCAACAAAGCUUGCAAUCGACACAAUUUGGGAGGGAAACGGAGAGAGCUGACCUGUGGAUAGGGUUGGAAGAGAAGAGGGCGGCGCCUGGAGCUUGGGUCGCGGCAGCCGGCGGCGCAUCCUCGGCGGCGCCUGGAGCUUGGGUCGCGGCAGCCGGCGGCGCAUCCUCGGCCCAUCCGCCCCUGGCCCCUUCGCCCCUCCACUGCUGCUUUUCUGCCCUCUACUUCUCUACCGGCCACAGCCCCUCUGCUUCUCCACCGCCCCUCCAGCGCUGCCCCUCCGCCCCUGCAGCGCUGCCCCUCUGAUCUGUGGAGAGCGACGCUUGGAGCCUGGAGCUGGUCCGCUGGGAUUUCUCUGCUGGUCGCCUGGUCCACGACGGCCCUGCUGGUCCACGACACCAGCCCUCUCCUAUGGCCAGCUUGCUACUUGGGAGAAGAGAAUGGAUGGAAAGAGCAGCAGCAAAGGGGAGAAUGGGUGCUACAACAGCUCAACAAAGGUAUGUAUGUGUGCUACUAAAUUAUGUUGUCAUAGUAUUCUAACAUAUGUCUAUGGCGUCGCCUCGCCACGCGCCUUACGCGCCUAGGCGUCCUUAGAGGGGUGGGAUCGCCACAAACGCCUCACGCCUUAAGAACAGAGUUCAGUAGCAAAAGGAACACUUUAACUUGUCCUAUCAGUUACAUGUUUUCUGAGUUACCCUUGAAUCGUGGGUGUUUAACUGUUUAUAGGCACUAUUCUUAGUUCUAUACCCUUCUAUAACAGCCAGUUUACACACUCUUUUUAUGGAGGCUAUAUGGCUGUAGUUUUGCAGUCCCUAGUUCCCACACUACAAACACAGUGGACUAUACACCUCCGUCGUUUUGCAUAAUUUUGGGAGUCCAGUGGGCCACUUGAACCAACUAAUGAAUUGAACAAUACACUUGAGUUUCAGAUUCCACUGCCGAAAAGGCUCAUAUCCAAAUAGCAGUGAAUAACUGUGUAGUGCCAAGAGUGAAAAACAUUUCACAUAAGGUGCAAAGUGACAUAACAUAGUGUUAUAUUGUUCAUAAAAAAAUUCAUUCUCUGAAAGUCUCAAUUUGGACAUCUUGAAGAAGAUUUAUGUGAAUUUGUCUAAUAUGUAAUUCUGCAGAUAGCUAGGUAACCGAUUUAUUGUGUUCUGUUCUAUUCUUCCUGAACCCAUAUAGUACUGUCUUGGCUGCUGUAGAUUGUGUACUAUAAAGUUUGAAUUUCAUUAUGGGGACAUGCUGUCCUUCGUAGUAGAUCUCAUCAUUUGCUGCCAACAUUUUGUUUCUAUCUGUGUGAGUGCAUCAUGGCCAGUGCACAUACUUUUAAAUCAGAGCUUAAUUAUGCACUGUCUUAGAAAGCUGUUUCUUAAACAGUAUGCCAAAGUAUGGAUGGUCUACGUCUGCAUAGUGUUGCUGGUAUUGCCAAUUUGCUAACCUUCUAUUUUUUAUAUCUAGCAGUUACCACCUCUUUAAUCUUGGCUGCACAUAAUCCGUGGAGAAUCAGUUUUUUUUCUGCCUGAAUUGAAUUAUUUUGAUGUUUGCCUUAUUGAUUUAGAUGUCAGUUCUCUAGUUAAUAAUUUUAAAAAAAAAUCUUUGCUGCAUUAGCCCUCAUCAUUUCUCAUCAUUUGAACUGAUAUUACCCAUGUUCCCGGAACAUGGAUUGCGGAAUAAAAAUUUAACUGUUUAUGAAUA